AUGGUUUUCGCCAUUCAAGUGGUCAAUGAGAAUCCCCAGCUCCUGCCUAAUCUCACACUUGGCUACAACAUGCAUGACAACUAUGUCAGCACUCUUGCUACUUCAGAAGCCGUGCUGGACAUCCUCUCUAGUGGAGAAGCCAAUGUUCCCAACUACAGCUGUGGAAGGAAAGAAAACCUUUUGGCUCUUCUUGAUGCAGCUAAGAGGGAAACCUCCAUUCAGAUGUCAAGAUUAGUAGGCAUCUACAAAGUCCCACAGUUAAUAUUUGAAGGUCUUCCAGGACCCAUUGAAGGGAAAGUCUGGAUUGUGGAAAGCAUUGAGUAUUUGGUAUUAGGACGGGCAAGUCUUUACAAAUAUGUCCAUAGCAUCUGGAGCUUUGCCUUUCAGGAAAAGAAAAGACCAGAAGAUGAUCCUUUUGGAACCAAACUCUUUGUGAAAUUGGAAAAUCGAUCUAGGAGGAGAAGCAAGAAUGGCAAAGAGAAGCUGGAGGCUCAAAGUCUGAAGCCAUGGCAGUUCCAUCCAUUUCUGGAAAAGAAUGAGUUUUGCAAUAUUUCCCAUAGGAAAUUGUAUUUGGAUCAAAAUGGAGAUGUAGCAGCAGAUCUGAACAUCAUAAGCUGGGUGCUUCUUCCCAGGUGGGAUCCUAUGGCCAAACAAAUGGGGAGCUUUGAAAGGCAGAAAUGUAUUAUCAACAAAGAUAUUCUGUCAUGGCUAAAGUUGCACAACAAGACUCUGCCUCAGUCCAAAUGUGUGGAAAAUUGUCAUCCUGGAUUUGUCAAGCGGAAGCGAGAAGGAGAGUCAGUUUGCUGCUAUGACUGUGUUCCUUGUCUGGAAGGGACCAUCUCCACUCAGGAAGAUACGGAAAAAUGCACCAAAUGUUCAGAUAACAAAUAUCCAAAUGAGGGCAGAGUUCAAUGUAUCCCCAAAGCUAUAUCCUUCCUGUCUUAUGAAGAACAUUUGGGCAUCCUCCUGGUCUUUUUUGCCCUAUUGCUGUUCCUAACCACAGGAUUUGUGUUAAACAUCUUCCUUCAAUACCAAGCAACUCCCAUUGUCAAAGCCAACAACCAGGACCUCUCUUACAUCCUCCUGGUCUCCCUCCUGCUUUGCUUCUUGUCUCCUUUUCUCUUCAUUGGUCAACCAAGGAAAGCCACCUGCCUUCUCCAACAAAUGAUUUUCAGCAUCACCUUCUCAGUUGCCAUUUCUUCCCUCCUGGCCAAAACCAUCACAGUGGUGCUGGCUUUCCUGGCCACAAAACCAGGAAAACAGGUAAAGAGAUGGUUGGGGAAGAGUUUGGCCAACUCCAUCAUCCUUUCUUGUUCUGCUGUACAAGUUAUCAUCUGUUCCAUCUGGCUUGGAGUUUCUCCCCCAUUCCCUGAUACUGACCUCCAUUCCCAGCCUGGAGUUAUCAAUUUGCAAUGCAAUGAAGGCUCUGUUGUCAUGUUCUACAUCACCCUCAGCUACCUGGGCUUCCUGGCUGCCAUCUGCUUCGUGGUGGCUUUCCUAGCCAGAAAUCUCCCUGGGGCCUUCAAUGAAGCCAAACUGAUCACCUUCAGCAUGCUGGUCUUCUGCAGUGUCUGGAUGAGUUUUGUGCCCACCUAUCUGAGCACCAAAGGAAAAUACAUGGUGGCUGUGCAAGUCUUCUCCAUCUUGGCCUCCAAUGCUGGGCUGCUGGGUUGCAUCUACAUCCCCAAGUGUUACAUAAUCAUUCUGAGGCCAGACCUGAAUACAAGGGAGCAACUUACAACAAGAAGAAAUAAAUAA
Messenger RNA from Crotalus tigris (Tiger rattlesnake), 1758 nucleotides. RefSeq names its product vomeronasal type-2 receptor 26-like. The coding region runs from base 1 to 1758 and encodes 585 amino acids. The record is from RefSeq and is a predicted model, not a curated record. NCBI's taxonomy places the organism in Eukaryota, Metazoa, Chordata, Lepidosauria, Squamata, Viperidae. Gene Ontology annotation, molecular function: G protein-coupled receptor activity. The transcript is spliced from 6 exons. Gene Ontology annotation, biological process: G protein-coupled receptor signaling pathway. Gene Ontology annotation, cellular component: membrane.